Molecule: messenger RNA, 3733 nt
Organism: Melopsittacus undulatus (budgerigar)
Lineage: Eukaryota; Metazoa; Chordata; Aves; Psittaciformes; Psittaculidae
Product: cystathionine beta-synthase-like protein
Exons: 18
Coding region: 166-1896 (576 amino acids)
Cellular component (GO): cytoplasm
Molecular function (GO): cystathionine beta-synthase activity
Source: RefSeq, a predicted model, not a curated record
GCCGGGCCAAGCGGGCUCUUCCUCCUCUUUCUCUUCCUCCUCCUCCUCUCGCCGCGCUGCUGCCGUCCUGCGGAGCGCCCGUGGAGGGUUCCAGUCUCGUGACCCACAGUACUCAGUCUUCUGAAGAAAGUCCAGUCUACUGUGCUGUCACCUUCACCAAAGGACAUGGAGAAGUUGUUUGAAAGGCCCUUUAUUCUGUCUAAGGAUGAAAUGCCUAUGGUUCCUUCCCAGGAGAAGCCAGAUACAAAUUCAUGCCCUCAUGCACCUGGCAAAAACUGUGUCUCUGGUGAGAGGACCAAUGGGAACUGCAAAGCUAAUGAGAAGGAAAGGGAGUGGAUCCGCCCUGAUACACCUAGCAGAUGUACAUGGAAGCUGGGGAAACCCCUCUCUGCCUCACCCCAUCGUCAUACUACUCUGCCAGAGCCUCUGAAAAUCCUGCCAAGCAUCCUGGAUAAAGUUGGCAAUACACCUUUGGUGCAAAUCAACAAGAUUGGGAAGCAGUAUGGGCUCAAGUGUCAACUCUUGGCAAAAUGUGAGUUCUUCAAUGCUGGGGGCAGUGUGAAGGACCGUGUCAGCCUGAGGAUGGUAGAGGAUGCUGAGAAGGCUGGGAUCUUGAAGCCUGGGGACACAAUCAUAGAGCCAACAUCUGGAAACACAGGAAUUGGGCUGGCCUUGGCUGCAGCAGUGAAGGGUUACCGCUGUAUCAUUGUGAUGCCAGAGAAAAUGAGCAUGGAGAAGGUGGAUGUCUUGAGAGCUUUGGGUGCUGAGAUUGUGAGGACCCCAACUACUGCUAGAUUUGAUUCUCCUGAAUCUCAUGUGGGUGUAGCAUGGAGACUGAAAAACGAAAUCCCCAAUGCACACAUACUAGACCAGUACCGUAAUGCCAGCAACCCCUUGGCACACUAUGAUACCACAGCUGAAGAGAUCCUGCAGCAAUGUGAAGGAAAAAUAGACAUGCUGGUGGCUACGGCUGGCACAGGAGGCACUAUUACUGGCAUCUCCAGAAAGCUAAAGGAGAAGUGUCCAGGUUGCAAAAUUAUAGGUGUUGAUCCUGAAGGCUCCAUCCUUGCUACACCAGAAGAACUGAACAAGACUGACAAGACAGUGUAUGAAGUGGAAGGAAUUGGAUACGAUUUUGUCCCCACAGUGUUGGAUAGAUCUACAGUGGACCAGUGGUACAAGAGCAAUGAUGAGGAGUCAUUUACUUUCGCACGCAUGCUGAUCCGAGAGGAAGGACUGCUGUGUGGUGGCAGCUCAGGCAGUGCCAUGUCUGUAGCUGUGAAGGCAGCCAAAGAGCUGAAGGAAGGUCAGAAAUGUGUUGUAAUCCUUCCUGACUCUAUCAGGAACUAUAUGUCCAAGUUCUUGAGUGACAAAUGGAUGAUUCAGAAAGGGUUCAUGAGAGAAGAGAACCUUGGUAAAAAACCUUGGUGGUGGAACAUCAGUGUUCAGGAACUAAGCCUCUCUGCUCCCCUUACUGUGCUUCCAACUGUUACCUGUGCAAAGACUGUUGAAAUUCUGCGGGAGAAGGGAUUCGACCAGGUACCAGUUGUUGAUGAAUCUGGGGUGAUUUUGGGCAUGGUUACCCUGGGUAACAUGCUUUCUUCACUGCUUGCUGGAAAAGUUCAGCCUUCUGAUGAAGUCAGCAAAGUAAUCUACAACCAAUUUAAACAGACAGAUAAUCAAGCUUCAGGUGGAAAUGUGAUUAACCUGAAAGACAGCCUGGGGAAACUCUCUCAUAUCCUGGAAAUUGACCACUUUGCUCUAGUGGUUCAUGAACAAAUUCAAUAUCACACUGAGGGUUCCUCUAGCAAGCGGCAAAUGGUGUUUGGCAUCGUUACAGCCAUCGACCUGCUUAACUUUGUGACUGCACGAGAACGGGAAAGAAAGUCCACCUAAAGACAAGCAGCAACAUGGAGCCUUUUCAAGAACAUUUUGCAAUCUUCAGCAAAGAAUCAGGUUUAUUUCCAAGGUAGAAUGCUCUGUCCUUAGGGUGUUUCUUUUUUAAAUUCUGAAAAUAAGCAGUCAGCUAUUCUGGUGUCAGCUACACAGCCAGCGCAUUUUGCUGUAUUACACAGCUUCUGGAGACUUGUUUCUUGCAUAGGUUACACAGUAUUUCUCACCAAGACAAUUUAUUUUUUUUACUUCUCUCUCUAUAUAUAUAUAUGUAAAAAUCGUGCCUAAAUUAACGGGUAUGUUCCUUACUUGUUAUAUCUGAACUCCGGCUUUCCAAUACAUUGUUUCAGAUUCACAAAAUGGGCUAAAAUAAAGAGUUACAGAAGCAACGGCCCAAGACAGCUACACUUUUUUUUUUCUUUUUUUUGGUGCAAGGGUCUUAAGUUAGAUAAUACUUGCAUGGAGACAAAAAUGGGACUGGUGUGUGUUGAGAAGAAAGAUGGGUUUCCGCUUUGGUGACAGCAGAGUAAAGAGGAAAUCUUGAGGGCUGGGGUUGAGGGUUGUUUCAACCAGCUGCUCUGAGGUCAAACUGGCCUGAGCGGAAUCCUGGCACUGAAGUGACAAACACAAACUAGUGAUUUUGUUUUACAUGGUGCACCAGCUUUCACUGCAAAGACAAACUUUUCUUUUUCCAACUGUAUCCUGACAAGUAAGCACAAAUGAAAAGAUUAAAAGGUAAGAUCAAGCUUCUUGCUUGAAGGUUUUUGAAAAUCACACUGUUUCAUCUAGUACCUACCCCCUAGCUCCCCACCUUAUUUAUCUUAAAGUGCUUCUUUUUAUGCCUGCAUUAGAAGAGCCAAAGGUAACCUGUCAAGAGCUGUAAAAUCUUUCAAGUCUUGUUUAAGUGCUCCUAUGCUGUAGUGCCUUAUUCCAGGAGAAAAACCCUGCUAGUCAUUGGAUUCACUGUAGGCAAGCUUGGCAAAAAUUGGAAAACAUGGUGUAAACUGGUAGUGUCAAAAAUACGUAAGAGUAAUGCACAGUAGGUGUGUGCAGCUACAAUUUUUGGCCAACUUCUGUAACUCUGGAUCCUUCAGUAAUGUUUGACUUGCGUAGCCUUAGCACAGUUUGGCACUAGCAGCCACAUCCGUGCACUGCUGUGCUCAGGCUACUUACUGCUGAUGAAUGGAAUCACCCCAUGGUUACAGGAGGAAAGCAGUGGUUCCUCAUCUUCAUUAAAGACUACUCUGGUCAUUUUCUGACUGGCCUCUUACCAAGUAUAAGUGUUUUAACCAGCAAGGGUGACAAUUUUUUUAGCUUGUCUCUUCACUGAAGUAAAAAAAAUACUAUUUAGGCUGGGGCUGUUGCUGUUAGGAUAGCAAAGUUGUUGGGUUUGGGUUCUUUUUGUGUGUGUUGGGUAUUCUUAUGGUAUUUUGGUUCUGUUAAAGCUGAAGGGAGUUGUAAGUCAGCUAAGAGAAAACAAAAUGGUUAUUUAAAAAUCACAAUUACUACCUCCUGUAUAUAUAGAUUUCUUUCUACCUUGCUGGCCUCCCUGUGGCAGUGAAAUUUGCUGUACAUUUUGGAAGUGUGUGCUCAGAGGAGAGAGGUGGCAGAAGCCAUCCUGUCCCAUGUCAGUGCAGAGCAAAGAGCAUCAAGCAGAGCCUUUGCAGUUUUGCUGGCCUCGAGGAGGGAGGCAAGAGCUCAAAGCCAAAGAAGUGACACCAGUGACAGUGGCUGCCUGCCAGCAGUGUGACAGCCUUGUUUGUUUUCUAGCUGUUUCUAUCUCACCUUAAAUUUGUGAAAGUUAAGAACUUUGCUGUAAUAAUAAAAAGCCUCAGACUGA